UGUCAGAUCAUCCAGAGUUGACAACCGAGAUAUCAGAAAUGUCGAAUGACGCAUACAGGCAUACAGUUGCAAGCAAAGGAACCAACACAUUUAUCCCCGGACACUCGAAAGGCAGCUCCAAGGAGGCAACAUAAUCCUUGCUUCAUGCCAUCCUGAUCCCCCGAAGUUGCUUCUUGAUCGCCAUGGCGCUUAGCAGCGGCAUCCUCGCCUUGUCAAUCAUUGGAGUGCUGGUGGCUGGUAUAGUGACAGUGGUCGCCACGAUCGCCAUCUACCUAUGCGCCAAGGUCGCCGUGCAGAUGUAUCUGCAGAAGGAAGACAAGCCGGGCGGUCACCGGGACGGAGCUGCCGCCGGCAGCACGCCGAGGGUCGUGGACGAAGCCGCCGAGGUUGAGAUGGGAAGCAUGAGCUUUUUCAUCGAGGGCGUCCAGAACGAGCGGCCCGUUCGGUUCAGCUCGCAGCAGCUGCGGGGCUUCACCCAGGGCUUCGCGCACAAGCUCGGCUCCGGCGGCUUCGGCGUCGUGUACAGGGGCAGGUUCCCCAACGGCGCGCCCGUGGCCGUGAAGGUGCUGAACAGCACGCUCGGGAGGCGCGCGGAGGAGCAGUUCAUGGCGGAGGUGGGCACCAUCGGGAGGACCUACCACAUCAACCUCGUCCGCCUCUACGGCUUCUGCUUCGACGCCGCCGUGAAGGCGCUCGUGUACGAGUACAUGGAGAACGGCUCGCUGGACCAGCACCUGUUCGGCACGCCGGCGCCGGAGGGCCGCGCCAUCGGGUUCGAGAAGCUGCACGAGAUCGCCGUCGGGACGGCCAAGGCGGUGCGGUACCUGCACGAGGAGUGCCAGCACCGGAUCAUCCACUACGACAUCAAGCCGGAGAACGUGCUGCUCGGCGCCGACUUCGGGCUCGCCAAGCUGUGCGACAGGGAGGACACCCACCUGACCAUCACGGGCGCGCGGGGCACGCCCGGGUACGCGGCGCCGGAGCUGUGGAUGCCGCUGCCGGUCACGCACAAGUGCGACGUGUACAGCUACGGGAUGCUGCUGUUCGAGAUGCUGGGGCGGCGGCGGAACCUGGAGCUCGGGCUGCACAACCGCGCUGAGAGCCAGGAGUGGUACCCGCGGUGGGUGUGGCACCGGUUCGUGGCCGGCGAGAUGGACGCCGUGCUGGCGCGCGCGAUGGCCGCGGGGGACCUGGAUGCCAUGGAGAAGGCGGCGAGGAUGUGCAAGGUGGCUCUGUGGUGCGUGCAGUACCGGCCGGAGGACAGGCCGUCCAUGGGCAACGUCGUGCGGAUGCUGGAGGGGGAGGAGCGGAUCGCCACGCCGGGCAACCCGUUCGCACACCUCGCAGCGUACAGCGCCGGCGCGACGCUGUCCGAUGACACCACCACGGAUUCCUACGGUUCUUCGGCUUUCACCGGCAGGUAG
This is a messenger RNA of Triticum urartu, 1424 nucleotides long. Its product is annotated as rust resistance kinase Lr10. NCBI's taxonomy places the organism in Eukaryota, Viridiplantae, Streptophyta, Magnoliopsida, Poales, Poaceae. Gene Ontology annotation, molecular function: ATP binding; protein kinase activity. Gene Ontology annotation, biological process: protein phosphorylation. The record is from RefSeq and is a predicted model, not a curated record.